This is a messenger RNA of Dracunculus medinensis (Guinea worm), 270 nucleotides long. NCBI's taxonomy places the organism in Eukaryota, Metazoa, Nematoda, Chromadorea, Rhabditida, Dracunculidae. The record is from the annotation of a GenBank genome assembly.
AUGGGAAAAGAAUUCCGUGGACAGUCAAGAAAGCAAACUGUUGGAUCAUCGAACAAAUCAAAGCGAAGUGCUCAUUCGCUGAAAAGGCUAAAAUUAUCUUUUUUGGAUAUAUUAUGCGAAGACCUCUGGAAAAAGAGUAAGAAUACGUCUAAGAAUACGUAUACGGAAUGGUAUACGGAAAGAUUAAAAGAGCGUGCAAAAGAGCGACAACGUGCAUCAAAAUGGAUAGAUUCAGUUGAAGUCGAGCGUUUUUCUGAUGAUAUCUUAUAA